Molecule: messenger RNA, 2544 nt
Organism: Toxotes jaculatrix (banded archerfish)
Lineage: Eukaryota; Metazoa; Chordata; Actinopteri; Toxotidae
Product: epithelial cell-transforming sequence 2 oncogene-like
Exons: 18
Coding region: 1-2544 (847 amino acids)
Molecular function (GO): guanyl-nucleotide exchange factor activity; protein binding
Source: RefSeq, a predicted model, not a curated record
AUGAACCUCGUGCUCCACUGGUUUGAUCUGUGGUCUGACAAGCAGAGGAGACACCUGCUGCAUUCUCUGCUCACACGCUGCACCAAGUCCCAGCUAAAGUACUGUAAGGAUCUGCUGAUCGAGACCGUCCCUGUGACUAAAGUGGACUUCACCGUGGUGCUGCCUCGGUUUCUGUCCCUGUAUGUAAUGUCAUUUCUGUCCCCUCGUGAUCUCUGCUCUGCCGCCCAAGUCAGCUGGCACUGGAGGGUCCUGGCUGAACAGGACUGUAUCUGGGCAGGCCGGUGCAUCCGGAGAGGCUGGUUCCUUCCCUACUCUCCUGGAGAGAAAGAGUUUGGAGCAUGGAAGAACCACUAUGUCUCCUGCACCUCCACACUGGACUGGCUCACUCCACGAGAGGCAGCAGAGCAGUACGGGACUCUCAACCAGCAAAGCACGGGGAUGACAGAGGAAGAGGAAGAGAGGAGGAAGGAGAGGAAGAUCAGGCAGAUGAUUUGGGACAAACUUCAGGAGGAGAAGAGACUGUCUAUGAGAACCAGGAGAGCAUGGGGCAGCUACACAAAGCAAGACGAAGCCAGAGGUGGAAGUACCCAGACAGGGAGGUCCAGCUUGGGGAUAACCUUCAGCUCUUGGUCCUCCCUUUCCUGGCCUCCAAAGACUGUUGGGUCUUCCAGCCUCUGUCUUAGCCUGGAUGGGGGACAGUCCAUGAGUGCGCCUCAGAGCAUGGACGCAGUCCAGGCCUCCAGUUCAUUCAGACCGAACAAAGCCACUGGAGCGCUGUCCUCCUUCACCUGCAGACCUUCACCACAACACACCAUCUCAGUCUCAGCCAUCCAUCGCACCACUCCUGUCCUAUUAUUGCUGAUCUCCAACAGAAUUCCUGCUUAUGAGUUGGUGCUGAGUGGUGUAAAGGCAGGAGUGGUUGUGGUUUUGUAUGACCACAGGGGGACUCUCUCAGCCCUGUUAACCCAGGUGGAGAGGGCUGUUUCAGGGCAGAGGGCUCAGAGGCUGGGCCUGCUAGCUCCAGGAGGAACGGAGGAAAUCCAUCUGCUUCACAGUAGUAGCCUGUCAGAGAGGACUUUACUGACCCCCGACCAUAGAGAAUUCUGGGAAAAACUCUGUGGCUGGGUGGCACCAACUGAGAACGGAGGAGGGAUUGACAUCUUCUCCCCUCUGGCUGCAUCAGCAUCAGGAAUGGCUAUCAUCCAGACUCUCUCUACUCUGACUGGUCUGGAGGUUCGGUCGCCAAUGGGUCUUGUCACCGGAAGUUUCCAGAACAUCCUGAGUGAGUGGUCUGACAGCAGAGUGUGUACCGGGUCGUUGAACCAGCAACCAGCAACCCCAGCAUACCAGUAUGUGUGUGAGAGUGUGCUGCAGGGCUGGUGCAGACAGGCCAUGUGGAUGGAGGAGGCUCUGGGGGAGCUGAGGGGCCGCCUGGGGCCACAGUUACAGCAGGUCAGCCUCCAGGCCAGGGGCCGAGCUCUGGGUAAUUUUCUGUGGGAGAAUAUCGGCCUUGAGGAGAUUUCUGUGUCUAAAGAUCUAGGUGUGGCUCUGACUGAGGGACUCACUGCUCUCACCAGGCAGGAAGAGAUGGUGUUAGAUUGGAGAGGUGUAGUUGCCAGAGAGCUGCACCACAGUGAAUGCCUUUAUCUGGCGAGACUGGGCGCUGUGCUGAAGGUGUACCAGGAGCCCCUCACAGCAGCUCUGAACUCCAACAGAGCCAUUCUCAGCUGUGCCGACGUCCAGAUUAUCCUCAGCCCUGUCACACAAAUCCUGGAGCUCAACAGAGUGUUUCAGGUAGAUUUACAGUCCAGGCUGCAGCAGUGGGGUGCAGAGCAGUGUAUUGGAGAUGUGUUUGUAAAACUGUGCUCGAGUCUCAGAGUCUACACCAACUACCUGAACAACUUCACCACUGCCCUGUGCACCAUCGACAAGGAGCUGCUGCUCUGUCCAGUAUGGAGAAUACAGGAGUACGUGACUCUGCUUCAAGCUCUGUCUUUACACACACACCCCGGACACCCUGACCACACACACCUCUCCUCUGCCCUCAACACACUGCUACGCUACAGAGAAUUCAUACAGAAGUUGAAACGUAACUCAGAGAGAGACAGACUGCUGGAGGAAACACAGCAGAUGAUCCGAGGCUGUCCAAACCUCAGUGAAGGAAACAGGCAGCUGAUAAUAACUCAGGAUGCUGCUUUGCUCAGGAGUCCUGAUGAACAGAUUCCAGACUCUCUCAGGACCUAUGAGCAGGUGUCCGAUGUGGGCCUCUUCCUGUUUAAUGAUGCUUUGGUGCUGACGCGCCGAAAUGUGCAUCACACACCUUUCACGGUGGCUCAGCGGAGCAUGCACACUUUCCUGGCCUCCGUGGCCCUCGCCAGCCUGGCUGUCAGAGAGAUUACACACACACGCUAUGUGUGCCAUGCCUUUGUCCUGGAGGGUCCUCGCCGUUCCUGGGUGUGUGCCACAGACAGAGGUGAGGAGAGGGACCACUUCCUGGCUUUGCUGCAUUCAGCCAUCAACUCUGCUCUGACGGGACAUCAGUGA